UGUGAUCAAGAAGAUCAGGGUGACAACUUACCCAGCGCCAGCUGUCAUGUCUGUAUCCUGUCUGUACACUGCUGGUUUAAUGAACUGUGUGGAUGAAUAAUUAAUAGUCAAACUGAUUAGUGUUUGUGUAAUCUCAUUAAGGCAUCUGACGUGGCAGACUGUAUCAUUAGAUUUGGUAUUACCAUUAGUCUCUCAGCAUAAGUGCAAUCAGGCCAUAUGGAGAGAAGAAGGGGAGCACAUCUUUUAUAAGAGAGAUUCCCUCAAAGGUUUGGCCAUCCCACAUUGUUGAUUAAUUUUUGGGGUCAUGAAAACUUUGUGGGAUAACAGGUCUGGCAUGCGAAUGAGUGAAAGUCUCCAUCUGAGUGAUAAAGAACAAGGCAGCAGUGUGUUGCUACAGAGUUGUUUCUUUGUCUAACACAGGCUGAACCCCCUGCUCUAAUCUGGGUUAUCUGGCUGUAAUCAGCUUAGCCCACUGCUACUCUCACUGGUUGUGGUGGUGGUGGUGCUGCUGCUGGGUGGGCACUUUCUGUAGCUUUAGUCUGCUUUUGUCUUCACUGCCAUUCACGUGUGCACCUGUUGAAGAGUUGAAGAGACAGACUUGAAGGGCAGUUCAGUGCACAGGUGGAAAAGCUUGGAGAGCCACAGUAUUCUUUUCAGGGUGUCUUGAAGCUGUAGCCAUGGCUGAACAUCAAGAGACUACUUCAACUGAUAGAACACCUACUGCAGACGCAUAUCCCAGAAAAAUACUGGAAUAUAUGGAAGGAUUCCUUAUCUCAAAGACGGUGUUCACGUCCUGCGAGCUGGGUGUGUUUGAUGUGUUGCUGGGUGCAGAGCGCCCCCUGUCUGCAGAGGAGAUCAGUCAGGCGGUGGGAGCCAGUCUGGACGGCACGCAAAGACUGCUGGCUGCUUGCACAGGCCUGCAGCUGCUCAACACACACCAGGAUUAUGGACGAGUGUUUUACAGUAACACAGAGCAGGCUAGUGUCUACCUGACCCGCUCCAGUCCUUUAUCUCUCUUGCAGUCCAUCCAGUACAGCUCCAGAACAAUCUAUCUCUGUUGGCACUACCUGACUGAUGCUGUCAGAGAGGGCAGAAACCAGUAUGAAAAGGCUUUUGGAGUCAGCUCUAAGGACCUGUUUGAAGCUCUCUACAGGUCUGAUGAAGAGAUGGUGAAAUUUAUGCAGUUAAUGAACUCGAUCUGGAACAUCUGUGGUAAAGACGUGGUCACGGCCUUUGACCUUUCUCCUUUCAAGGUCAUCUGUGACCUCGGAGGCUGCAGUGGAGCAUUAGCCAAGCAGUGCACGUCAGCCUACCCAGAAUGCACUAUAACGAUCUUUGACCUCCCCAAGGUGGUGCGUAUGUCGAGGGAACACUUUGUCAGCGAGGCUGACCAGAGGAUAAGCUUUCACCAAGGGGACUUCUUCAAAGACCCCCUGCCAGAGGCUGACCUCUACAUCCUUGCCAGAAUCCUCCACGACUGGACAGACGAACGCUGCAUAGAGCUACUCAGUAGAGUCUACAAAGCCUGCAAACCAGGAGGUGCUGUGUUGCUGGUGGAGGCGCUCCUCCACGAGGACGGCUCAGGUCCACUAACAGUGCAGCUCUACUCCCUCAACAUGCUGGUACAGACGGAGGGCAGGGAGAGGACAGCUGCCCAGUAUGCUGCCCUGCUGGCUGCUGCUGGCUUCACCAACAUACAACACCGCCUCACUGGGAAGAUCUACGAUGCUGUGCUGGGACACAAAGAGACAGGAAAAGACAGACGACCAAAACCCUAGGCUACUCACCUACCACGACUGAAAGAUCACACCAUCUGAAAUUGUUGUGUGACUGUUUGUGUACUUUGAAAUGGUUUUCUUUUUUAAUUUCACCUUAAGCUUCUUCAAAAAUAUAAAAAACAGUGUAUGACCAUAUUUGAGUAUUCAAAUACAAGGAUGAUUUUUAUGACUGCUUAAUUCCGGAUACUGUAUAUUCUUAAUGAUUGCAGUUUUUCAUAAUUUGGUAUUUUUGAAGACUCUACAAUAAAUAGGUUCUUUGGGUUUAAAUAAUGUUUGGCUAUGGACCCAAGAAUGUGUCACUUAAUAAGGUAACAAGACCUGCUAAUCCUGCAAACUCAUAAUUAUGUGUAAUGUGUAUUCUCAUUAAGCAACAGAAUUGAGAUUACAAAUCUACACUUGUGUGUGUUUAAUAAUCAAACAAAUUGUGUUAAUAAUCAAAGAAAUUGAUGGUUUUGGUUUGAGAGCAGGAAGUGUUAAAUAUGGCUUGUGACUGACCACUUAUUCUGAUUACUGGCCCAUAUUGGCAAACCUGAUUAAAUGUGGUGGUUUAAUAGACUGUGACCAAACAAAGAGGUAAUCUGGUGAAUGACGGUGAAGCACUUUAAAGGGGGAAAGAAAAACAAUGUUGCAGUACAAGCCAGUAGUAGAUCUUAGUGUUUUGUAUGAUAAUGUCUUAAACAGAGUUGAACAAAAAUACUAAAAACUGAAUCUGGCACAGAUGGCUUUGAUAUGAUGCAUGCCUUCAAUUGUACUUUUCAUGCCAUCUGAGAAAAACUUCAAUAUUGUGCUCCACUUUCUUCACCAUUCAUUCAUUUUCUUUGGCUUUUGUUUUGUGCUGAACAGGUAGCAUUAGCUUGUAGUAGCUUCUGCUCUGGGAAUAGCUGCCAGCAUCUUGGUUUCGUUGGACCAGCGGUAGUUACAGAAAGCUGCUGAGUGUUGUUGCUGAUUCUCCUCAGUGGGACCUUUGGCAUAAGCAACCCUUUCACAUAACCAGGAGUACUUUUGCAGAAUAUAAAGGUAAAAAUAUUUCUUAAAGCUUCUUUAAUAUUUGAGGGUCAUUUAGAUGCCAAGUGUGCUGCUCUCUGUGAGUCAGGGCUUGUGCAAAUGCAAAUUUAAUUUUUUUUUUUUUUUGCAAACUGCUAAAAAUUGAACCAGUUGUCAAUUCAAAACGUGCUCCAUCCAAAGCCAAACUGAGUAUAAAUGUUAUGAUUCUCUGGUUAUUGUGCUUGUGAGGAACUUUCAUCCACAAGAUUUACCUGACAACUGUAAAGUCUUUGAUAAAAAUACAAUGUCACUUCAUUUUCACAUAUAAAAAAAAUUCAAAUACAACUUUCACAGACAAAAGCAAUGCUAAUUAUUACCGCCUAUGCUUGCUAACAAGGAAGCAACAGUGACAGCAUGUAGUAUUUGGUAAAACAAAGUACUUACAGACCUAAUGGUGUCCAUGGCAGCAGUAAGAUAAGAGUUAUUACAACAGGAGAAGCAGUUACUCUGUUUAAUGCCUCAUUAUCCCCCCCGAGGAGAUCCCAGUGCUAAUACUGUUCCUGCAGCAUGACCAAUGGGAAGCAGUGUAGUACAAAAUGAUGUUAUAUACAAAUCAUGACCUAACUAACACUAAAUCCACCUUUUUUAGAUCGUCAAUUACUUGUACUUGUCAUUUUUUUGUCCAUCAUUCUCAGUCCCAUCUUAUUGUGUUCAUUGUAAAAGGAGUCAUUUUCCUUUUCCAGAGAAAACCCAGUAAUUCCUAUUUACAUCUUCAUUAUCACUCAUUCAUGCCCCUUCUUCUGUCACUCUCCAGUGUCAGGGUUCAAAUGUGUUUUUUGAAAUUGCGGAAGAGGCAUGUUCAAGCUAAAGGGCACCCUGCGUGAAUGUGCUAACAUGUUUCUGACAAUAAAAUACAGAAGCAUGCAUAUUUUAGGAAUAGGUUUGUGCCCUGGCAUGUUCCAAAUCCAGACAAUCAAGUGAGAGACUAAGCCAAGUCCAGGCUGAUUCUGCUGUAAAUGAUUCACCAUAUUGCAAAGGUCAACCUCUAUUAGAUGGUUUGUAGUGUGAGCUUCCAGUCUCAUUGCAAAGAAGAUAAACUUCCACGAAUAUCUGUUCUCAUCUCUCAAUCCUAAGCCCUGUGUCUGAACCUCUCGCCUCUUACUGUUCUUAACAGCAUAGUAAAGCUAUCUUUGCGCCGCGCUCUUUUUAAUGUCAGAUGUGACUCAAUAAAUCUUCUUCACAAUGGCCCGACACAUCUUUUAUUUCUCCCCCAUCCUCCUCCGAGCACAGGAUGUAUUCAAAAUGCAGAUAUCAGCCCUUUAUUUGAGAGUCAGCCUGUCAUUGUGCUCUGUCUCUGGUGUGACGCAGUUUGCUUGAAGAUGUUAUUGGAUUGGAUUCCACACAAGUAUUUGUGAAUAGGAUUCAUAUUCAGUUACAUUAAUAUCAACUGUCAUUUAUUUAGGUAUAAAAAUGUGCAUGCCAAAAGAUAAUUGCACAAAAUAUCACUUGUCAGCCUCAUUCACUGAAAAAGAUCAUAAUCAGACUUCAGAAACUGAUAUUGUCUGUAUCCUGGUCUGCAUUCAGAUGACUGUUACCAUCACUGUUCUCUUUCUUAUACACCCACUCAUUCCCAAUGCCCUCUCUAUCCCCCUCUCUCCUGCUUUUUCUCUAAUUGUGAAUUAAUGAGACUUCAAAGUGCAACAAAUUAGAAUUGAUGUCAAAUCCUUGUGGACAGCUUUACAGAGAGUCGGCCUAAUGAAGGGAAAUGAAGUGCUGAGGCUGGAGACAGCUUUGACCUGUGUGGAGACAGUGGUAGUACCCAGUAAUGCAGUGCAGCAUUACCAAUGUCAUGGUGGUCAACUAAUGCUGUGUAUCACUUGGUGCUUGCUUUUAUGAAAUGUAUUUUUUCUCAAGGAUAAAAUGUUAUUAAAUUAAAUUUUUGUUACUC
Molecule: messenger RNA, 4710 nt
Organism: Lates calcarifer (barramundi perch)
Lineage: Eukaryota; Metazoa; Chordata; Actinopteri; Centropomidae
Gene: asmt
Product: acetylserotonin O-methyltransferase
Exons: 8
Coding region: 678-1778 (366 amino acids)
Biological process (GO): methylation; melatonin biosynthetic process
Molecular function (GO): acetylserotonin O-methyltransferase activity
Source: RefSeq, a predicted model, not a curated record